Molecule: messenger RNA, 1301 nt
Organism: Ostrinia furnacalis (Asian corn borer)
Lineage: Eukaryota; Metazoa; Arthropoda; Insecta; Lepidoptera; Crambidae
Product: phosphatidylcholine translocator ABCB4-like
Exons: 6
Coding region: 21-911 (296 amino acids)
Biological process (GO): transmembrane transport
Cellular component (GO): membrane
Molecular function (GO): ATPase-coupled transmembrane transporter activity; ATP binding; ATP hydrolysis activity
Source: RefSeq, a predicted model, not a curated record
CGCUGAUCUACGGCGCGUGGAUGCUGGCGGAGGCGCUGUCGUUCGCGCCGAACUUCGCGGCGGCGCGGCGCUCGGGCGCGCGCAUCCUGCACGCGCUGCGCCGCCAGCCCGCCGUGCGCGACGAGCCCACGGCGCGCGAGAUCGACGGAUGGACUGCAAAAGGCGAGCUUUCCUUCGAAGACGUGGAGUUCCGUUAUCCAACGCGGCGUCACCAGCCCGUGCUGCGCGGGCUGCGGCUGCGGCUGGAGCCGGGGAAGUCGCUAGCGCUCGUCGGCGCUUCUGGCUGCGGGAAGUCCACGCUUGUGCAACUGUUGUUGAGGAGCUACGACCCUGACGCGGGAUCUAUUAAACUGGACGGGCAAGACAUCAAGUACUCGUUAACCCUUCGCCAGCUGCGCGCGCAGCUUGGGCUCGUCGCGCAGGAGCCGGCGCUGUUCUCGCGGAGCAUUCGGGACAACAUCGCUUACGGGGACAACUCGCGCGCUGUCCCGUUAGAGGAGAUUAUAGACGCCGCGCAAAAGGCUAAUGUGCACGCUUUCAUCGCUCAAUUACCACUGGGCUACGACACGGAGCUAGGAUCCGGCGGCGCGGCGUUGUCAGGCGGACAGAAGCAGCGCGUGGCCAUCGCGCGCGCUCUGCUGAGGGACCCGCGGGUGUUGUUGCUGGACGAGGCCACCUCCGCGCUCGACGCCAAUAGUGAGAAGACGGUGCAAGCAGCCUUGGAGGUGGCCUCCGCGUCGCGGACCACCGUGAUCAUCGCGCACAGACUCGCCACCGUGCGGAAUGCGGACACCAUCGCUGUUAUAGACAAAGGAGUGGUAGCAGAGAGUGGCUCCCACGAAGAACUAGUCCGAAUGCGAGGUAUGUACUGGGACCUCCUCAAGCAACAAGGCCCGGUCGACAGCGCGUGAGCCGCCAUAACGCGGCAGCCAUCUUGUGUCACGUCUAGACGCCAUCUUGUACGAGAUGGCGUAUGUCAGGCAAUUUUUGCGUAGUCAUUUGGUACUUUUAGUUCGACGGUUUCACGACAAAUAAGCGAUGCACUAAAACGUGUGUUGUCGUUUAAGUACAGAGAAAAACGAUGUAGAAAACGCAGUAGUUAGAUGAUACUGCUUGUAGAAAAUACAACAUGCCAUUCCUCUAAAUUACACUAGUAUAAUUUUGAAUUAUUACAUCUUACUAGAGUACCUAUAGACUUUUUUUCUAUAAACGAUAUCUCAUGGAUUACAGAGACUAUAUAAUUUUAAACAUAUUCAGAAUCUACCUAUGAGAUAUCGCAUUUAGAAUAGAGUCUAGAACAU